AUGGUUGCUCAUAAUGGUGAAAUAAAUACCCUCCGUGGUAACAUCAAUCUGAUGCGAGCACGUGAAGGAGUGAUGUCCAGUACGCUGUAUGAAGAUGAUCUCGUGAAACUCUAUCCAGUUGUUGAAGAGGGCUUAACGGACUCGGGAUGUUUUGACAACGUAUGUGAGUUUCUUGUUAGAGCCGGACAACGAUCACUACCCGAAGCGGCAAUGACGAUGGUCCCUGAGGCAUGGGAAAAAGACGAGGAAAUGGACCAUGACAAGAGAGCGUUCUAUCGAUGGGCUGCUAUGGCUAUGGAGCCAUGGGAUGGACCUGGUAAGUUAUCGAUGUACGUUAGGGUACUUAAGUGGGGAAAACUGAGGCAGUCCCUUUUGGCAUUUUCUGAUGGUCGUUACGUGGGUGCUAUACUCGAUCGAAACGGUCUUCGCCCAGCUCGUUACUAUCUUACGGCAGACGACCAUCUGUAUUUGUCAUCAGAAGUCGGUGUGAACGAUCACGAUGAGACGGCAAUCGUGAAGAAGGUGCGUUAUCAAGAAGUAUCAAUGACUAUUUUAUUACCACGUAUCACCGAGAUGACAACGAGAACAAAAAAAGCGUGA
Molecule: messenger RNA, 600 nt
Organism: Haemonchus placei
Lineage: Eukaryota; Metazoa; Nematoda; Chromadorea; Rhabditida; Trichostrongylidae
Source: the annotation of a GenBank genome assembly